Molecule: messenger RNA, 1270 nt
Organism: Neurospora tetraspora
Lineage: Eukaryota; Fungi; Ascomycota; Sordariomycetes; Sordariales; Sordariaceae
Product: RTA1 like protein-domain-containing protein
Exons: 2
Coding region: 95-1111 (338 amino acids)
Cellular component (GO): plasma membrane; fungal-type vacuole
Source: RefSeq, a predicted model, not a curated record
ACUUCUUCGUUCCGGACCCCGAUCUGAUUCCGAUUACACCUCCGGAUCACCACCGUCCUCACAUACAUAAUCGAUCGCAAACACGACCGACACAAUGUCUACAACAGCUUCGGCCGGCCUACCGGCCUCCACAUCCCAAUUCCACCCGGGUUACGAUACCUGCACCAAAGUAACGGCUAUCUGCCGAGUCGAGUACACCACGCUCGGUUACUAUCCCAACGAGGGCGUCAACAUCUUCCUGGCGAUCGGGUUCGGUCUGUGUGCGAUUUUAACACUUGGUAUCGGUAUCUGGAAGAGAACGUGGGGAUACUCGAUUGCUAUUACGGCGGGGUGUAUUUUGGAGUGUGCUGGCUACGCAGCCCGCGCCGUCCUCUCCCAGAACCCCUGGCAGGCUUCCGCCUUCAAAACCCAAAUAGUCUCCAUCAUCCUCGGCCCAACCCUCAUCUGCAUCGGCCUCUACCUGACUUUAAAACACAUAAUCUCCACUCUCUCCCCUUCCUUAUCCCCCUUCCGCCCCAAAUUCUACCCUUUAUUCUUCGUCCCCGCCGACGUUUCUUGUCUCGUAAUCCAAGCCAUAGGUGGCGGCAUCGCCGCCGCCGCCGGCAAAGACAAUUACUCGCUGCUGCAGCAGGGCAACAGGGUGAUCAUCGCUGGUAUCGUUCUGCAGGUCGUCGUCCUGGCCACCUUCGGUAUUUUGUCAGCCAUUUUUUUGCUUCGCGCCAAGAAGCAUUUUAGGAGUUUUCCCGAGGGUGAAGAGACGCAGGAAAAACAGACCUGGACCGAUAAGAAAACGAAGAUGUUCCUCUGGGCCAUGGCCGGUGCUUAUUCCGCGCUGUUGAUCCGGUGUAUUUACAGAAUUGCGGAGAUGGCGGGGGGUUGGGGAAACGAGAUCAUGCAGGAUGAGCCGAGCUUUGUGGUGCUGGAGAGCUUUAUGGUGUUGAUUGCUUGUGUGCUGUUUACGGGGUUUGCGCCGGGGGUGUGGUUUCCUUGGAUGAGUCAUUCCGAGAAAGUUAAUCCUAGGUUGAGGGCGGAGAGGGAGGGUGGUGGUGGACAGCAGGGACACGAAAUGGGGGAGACGAGUUCGGGGAAUGAAAAGGUUGUUGGUGUGUAAAGGGGGGACGAAGGUUAAAUAUUCUGGUGUGUACGGUAGGAGAACGAAGGGAUGAUGUGAUGGGAUGUGGGAUGGUCCUUUUCUUUCUUGGUUUAGAUCUUGGAUAUCACUUAGAAGCGUGCGCUAUCUCUUUGGUGCAUUGACGGUAUCGACGGCAAU